Messenger RNA from Desarmillaria tabescens, 681 nucleotides. RefSeq lists its product as uncharacterized. The transcript has a single exon. Bases 1 to 681 code for a protein of 226 amino acids. The record is from RefSeq and is a predicted model, not a curated record. NCBI's taxonomy places the organism in Eukaryota, Fungi, Basidiomycota, Agaricomycetes, Agaricales, Physalacriaceae.
AUGACUUAUGGGUCACUGACAAUGAGGAGCAUAACCCCUACGCAGUCAGGGAGGAGCUCGCCGACCACCACCUCAGCCCCUAUGGAGAGUGCUGUGGAGAUUUAUGCCGCCAGCUUCAAGCCAUUGCAGAGGACAGAAGAAGAGACUGGGAAACCCCCAAGCCCCUUGUACCAUACAUCUGGUGGACCCUUGGAGAAUACGGAGAAGAGCCACAACUGGCCAACUUCUUCUUCGACAACCCAGUCCAUUCAGAGUGGGACGUAUUAUACAGAAGGUUCCAGGAUUUCGCCAGAGGAAUACGAAAUUGGAACUGUGCACUCACCCAAAGAGGAGGUGCCCAUGUACUGGAGAGACAAGAAUACCCCAUACUACUGCGACCUGAAGACCAGCCCCUCUAUUUCUGGCCUAGAAAUACUGAAACCCAUCGCUGGAACUGCCUCUUCCCAUGGGAACAUGCCCACCUCACUGGCUUCCGCUACUGGCUCCAGGAACCUGAUACUGAGCCAUCCACACCCUACCCCAGAUCAACCCCUGAACCCUGCAAUGAUGAAGGUGGCGACUGAAAUGGAAUGGUUAGAGCUUCUGGAAUGGCAGGGAAGGUCCCUGGCCAAUGAGGGGUCAUGGCUCAUCUCUGAAGCCACCAAAUUUAUGUACCAAACACAGCUGCCGAGUAUAGUUUGA